Molecule: messenger RNA, 1152 nt
Organism: Anoplopoma fimbria (sablefish)
Lineage: Eukaryota; Metazoa; Chordata; Actinopteri; Perciformes; Anoplopomatidae
Gene: borcs7
Product: BLOC-1 related complex subunit 7
Exons: 5
Coding region: 32-343 (103 amino acids)
Cellular component (GO): BORC complex
Source: RefSeq, a predicted model, not a curated record
ACGCACCAUCCAUCCAAAGCCAAAACAAAAAAUGGCGUCAGCUGAGUCGCCGCCGCGGUUUGGCCAGUCUGUCAAAGGGCUUUUAUCCGAUAAAGUGGGCUCCUGUAGCGGGGACGUGAUCGCGCUGACCCGCCAAGUGCUGAAGGGAUCUCGCAGUCAGGAGCUUCUUGGUCAGGCAGCAAGAAAUAUGGUCAUUCAGGAGGACGCCAUCCUGCACUCUGAGGAUAGUCUGAGAAAAAUGUCCAUUAUCACCACACAUCUACAAUACCAGCAGGAGGCCAUCCAAAAGAACGUGGAGCACUCUAAAAACCUGCAGGACCAGCUGAGACACUUGCUGAAGUGACGGAGCAGCAUGAGGACGCUCCCCCUAACUUUAACCGGGACUCUCUCAGAGGGAGGGUUUAAUGUCGGAUAAGACUUCAUAUUUCUACCUUUCCUACACACUGCUGGCCAAUGCAUCUGGGACUGGAAGUUAUGCACUACUGUGUAUCAAACACAAACACAGUUCCUUUACCUAACGGUGCUGUAAACAGGAUUCAGAGCAUUAAUAUAACAGCUGUUUGCUAUGUGAAUCUAUAUAGCGUCGCAAUGUGUACCUGAGUCCCUCUCCCUCCAAGCUUACUCUGUGCAUGUGAUCAUUCCCAAAUGCCCAGUUACACGCGUUCCUAUAAUCCAUUUAUCUCAUAACCCUUUUUCGACAAAGGCCAAAACCACCUCAAGGGAGUGGAAAAAACUUUUUUUAUUUCUGCAAUUGAGGAUGUUUUAUCAAGUUUUGCUGGUUCCAUUCAUUUUUUUUUAAAUGCGAUAUUUCAAAAUGUGAAAAUAUGUGAAUGGAAACCAGGCUUAUCAUAGAUUUGCUCUGAAUUUUGAAUUUAACACCUUUAGAAAUGCUCUGCAAUACAAGCCCCUCUGAAUAAUAUGUUUUUAUCAGGAUAUGUAAGGGCAGUAGUCCUGAAAGUAGUCUGAGUAUUUUGACUUUAUUUAUUUAAAAUUGAUUAUGGCACAUGCAUUCUUGGUGCCCUGCUUUGGUUACCUGUUGUUUUCUGAAGUUUCUUAGUGUCUGGCAUUCUAAACACUUAAGUUGGAAGUGUGGUUUGAAAUUUCAUUCUGUGUAAAUACAUUUUUGCCAUUAUAUAAAUAAAAAAAGAUGAA